CCACCGACCACAAUGUUGAUAACACCACAGCAGUCCUUAGAGAGUGGCUGAAGAACGUGCAGCACCUCUACCACGACGUGGAGUGGAGGCCAAUGGAGGACCCCCAAUCUUACCCAGAAGAAAUUGGGCCAAAACAUUGGCCAAGCUCCCGAUUCACUCAUGUGAUGAAACUCCGACAAGCUGCCCUGCGUGCUGCACGAGAGAAGUGGUCAGACUACAUCCUGUUUAUUGAUGCAGAUAAUUUACUGACCAAUCCACAAACCCUGAACCUGUUGAUAGCAGAAAACAAGACUUUGGUGGCACCGAUGCUGGAGUCUCGCUCUCUCUACUCCAACUUCUGGUGUGGCAUCACCCCCCAGGGCUAUUACAGAAGGACCUUGGAUUAUCCCCUGAUUCGGGAGUGGAAGAGAACAGGCUGUUUUGCUGUCCCCAUGAUUCAUUCCACGUUCCUCAUUGACCUGAGGAAAGAGGCUUCCACCAAGCUGAUGUUCUACCCCCCACACCAGGACUACACCUGGAGCUUUGAUGAUAUCAUGGUCUUUGCCUUCUCCAGUCGCCAAGCAGGAGUACAGAUGUUCAUCUGCAAUCGUGAACACUAUGGUUUCCUUCCCAUGCCCCUGAAGUCGCACCAGACGCUGCAAGAAGAAGCUGAGAACUUUGUGCACACGCUGAUUGAGGCGAUGAUUGAUCGUCCUCCCAUUGAACCCUCUCAGUAUGUCUCUGUUCCUCCGAAGAACCCUGACAAGAUGGGAUUUGAUGAAAUCUUCAUGAUCAAUCUGAAGCGCCGGAAGGACAGGCGGGAUCGCAUGCUGCGCACGCUCCACGAGCAGGAGAUCGCAGUGAAGGUGGUGGAGGCCGUGGAUGGAAAAGCACUGAACACGAGUCAGCUCAAAGCUCUGAGCAUCGAUAUGCUCCCGGGUUACCGGGACCCCUACUCCUCCAGGCCACUCACCAGGGGAGAGAUCGGCUGCUUCCUUAGUCACUACUACAUCUGGAAGGAGGUGGUGAACCGAGAACUGGAGAAGACCCUUGUUAUUGAGGAUGAUGUGCGCUUUGAACACCAGUUCAAAAGGAAGCUCAUGAAGCUGAUGGAUGACAUUGAAAAAGCCCAGCUAGACUGGGAGCUUAUCUACAUUGGCCGGAAAAGGAUGCAGGUGCAGGAGCCUGAGAAGGCAGUUCCCAAUGUCAUGAACCUGGUGGAAGCCGAUUACUCGUACUGGACCCUGGGGUACGCAAUCUCGUUCCAGGGGGCUCAGAAGCUCAUCGGAGCUGAGCCGUUCAGCAAGAUGCUGCCUGUAGAUGAAUUUCUGCCCGUCAUGUACAACAAGCACCCUGUAGCGAAGUACAUGGAGUACUACGAGUCCAGAGACUUGAAAGCCUUUUCAGCAGAACCCCUGCUUGUUUACCCCACCCACUACACAGGCCAGCCGGGCUACCUCAGUGACACAGAGACCUCUACGAUCUGGGACAACGAGACUGUGUCAACAGACUGGGACAGAACACACUCCUGGAAAUCCCGGCAGCAGGGCAAGAUCCACAGCGAUGCCCAGAACAAGGAUGCUUUGCCCCCCCAGUCAUCUCUCAACGCACCGUCCUCCAGGGAUGAACUAUGACUGUCCACUUCCCCUGGGACUCUGUUGACAGCUGAACCUGCCUCACACUUUAGCUUUUCACCCUUGAAAGUUGUAGAGCAGCUCUUCAUGCGGUCUCCUUCCCACUGCGUUGAAUGGCAAAGCAC
Molecule: messenger RNA, 1738 nt
Organism: Merops nubicus (carmine bee-eater)
Lineage: Eukaryota; Metazoa; Chordata; Aves; Coraciiformes; Meropidae
Product: procollagen galactosyltransferase 2
Exons: 11
Coding region: 93-1613 (506 amino acids)
Molecular function (GO): procollagen galactosyltransferase activity
Source: RefSeq, a predicted model, not a curated record